Messenger RNA from Labeo rohita (rohu), 1735 nucleotides. It is a transcript of the gene serpina10a, whose product is annotated as serpin peptidase inhibitor, clade A (alpha-1 antiproteinase, antitrypsin), member 10a. The coding region runs from base 196 to 1371 and encodes 391 amino acids. The transcript has 5 exons. NCBI's taxonomy places the organism in Eukaryota, Metazoa, Chordata, Actinopteri, Cypriniformes, Cyprinidae. Gene Ontology annotation, biological process: blood coagulation; negative regulation of endopeptidase activity. Gene Ontology annotation, molecular function: serine-type endopeptidase inhibitor activity. The record is from RefSeq and is a predicted model, not a curated record.
AAUGCGCAAAGGGCGGAUGUUGCGUAAUCUUCGUACGUAAGGUUUGUUAUUGAUGGCGACAUCAUGUGAACUGUUAGUUUAGUCGAUUUAAUGUGCUUGCAGUCAAUGGUUUUGAAACAUUCCUGUCUGUAGUCGUUCAACAAGGAUAUUAGGCACUGACGUCGAAUCAAAAAAUUUAUUUUUCACCACAGCAUCAUGAAGACGAGCAUCUUCUCCCUCUUGGUCAGAGCAUCUGUCCUUGCUGUGUCCGUUCUUGGGCAAACCACAGAUGUCGACGAGCUUGCCGAAAGGAAUGCCGACUUUGCUACCCGGCUGUACAGCAAGAUUGCUAGCUCAAAUGAUGACAACGUAGCCGUUUCGACCCUCGAGGCUACCUUGGCCUUAGCCACGUUAGCAGCCGGGGCUGGUGGGGCUACUCGCACCGAGCUGCUACAGGGUAUAGGUGUGGCCUCCAUGGAGAAAGAUGGAGAGCCAGAACGGAUUCAGACCCUACUCAAGCAGCUGAGAGUGACCACAUCUCAAAUCCACGCCACUGGCCUCUUCAUUAAGCAGGAUGUCAAAGCAGGCGACAGCUUCAGCAACCAGAUUAAAGAGUUUUAUGGUGCAGAUGUUCAAAAUGUGAAUUAUGCCAAUGGACAGCAGGCCAAAGGGAGUAUUGAUGAUUACGUAAGAGGCCGAACAGGGGACAAGGUCAGAGAUGUGGUACAGAAUGUAGAUCCACAAAGCAUGGCGAUGUUAAUCAGCGCAGCUUUCUUCACAGGUCAGUGGCUGCAACCCUUCAACGCUACCUUCACCCAAGAGGAGCGUUUCUAUGUGAACAAGUAUAACAUUGUGCAAGUGCCCAUGAUGCUCCAUUCUGGCAAAUACUACCUGGCUUAUGACCCCACAUUAAAGGUUGGGAUUCUGAAACUGCCCUGUGAGGAGGGCAUUGCCAUGCUUGUCCUUCUUCCAGAUGAAGAUGUGGACUACACCUACAUUGAUGAAUCCAUGACUGGUGCAGUGUUUCGUGGAUGGGUUGCAAAGCUGAAAAAGACGAAGCUGGAGAUUCAGUUGCCCAGAUUUUCUUUGAAGCAGUCCAACUCACUAAGUACAAGUCUGCCCAGUCUGGGCAUUAAAGAGAUCUUCGGGAGUACAGCAGAUCUUUCUGGCAUCAGCAGUGAUGAAGGCCUAAAACUGUCAGAGGUGGUACAGAAGGUCAAUGUGGAGGUGGAUGAAACCGGAGGCUCAGUGGCCGAUGCCUCCAGCAAUCUCUUUAUGACCCCUCUUCCUCCCAGGCUCACAUUCAACCGACCCUUCAUUUUUGUUGUCUACCAUGAGGCCACAAAAUGCAUCCUCUACAUAGGACGUGUGGUCGACCCAACUAAGAACUAAUUAUGUAUAGAAAAACUACCAAUGUGUGCUCACAGUCUACUCAUAGAUUAACCUGUUGUUUAAAUAACCAAUUUAGAAUUUAACAUUUAUUUGUGUAAUGUAGUGUUUUAAAGCAAAAAUGUCAGUGUAAUAUAAUAACAGUACAACGUUUGAUAAGGAACAACUGUAAAUGUAUAGUGUUUCUGAAAUGGUUGAUUUAGGAGAUUUAUUGUUGGCAUGGAGUGUUGCCUACACAGUAUAACGUUACAUGUGACAAGUAACUUGUUUUUUGUGCUUCUGGAGAUUUGUCAGUAUCAGCAUAGUAUUCAUAUCAGCACUUUAACAGGCUGUUCAAAUGCAACUCAUUAAAGCACGUCAUAUUCAA